Molecule: messenger RNA, 5943 nt
Organism: Eublepharis macularius
Lineage: Eukaryota; Metazoa; Chordata; Lepidosauria; Squamata; Eublepharidae
Gene: ARAP1
Product: ArfGAP with RhoGAP domain, ankyrin repeat and PH domain 1
Exons: 35
Coding region: 355-4917 (1520 amino acids)
Biological process (GO): signal transduction; positive regulation of GTPase activity
Cellular component (GO): trans-Golgi network; plasma membrane; cytoplasmic vesicle
Molecular function (GO): GTPase activator activity; protein binding; phosphatidylinositol-3,4,5-trisphosphate binding
Source: RefSeq, a predicted model, not a curated record
CGCAGCGGGAGACGAGCCGGCGCCCGCCCGACGGAGAAGGAAGCGGCGCCUUCGGGCAGCCCACGGCCCGGGAAGAGCGCAGCCGCCGGGCCGGGCCAGGCGCAGAAGAGGGACUGACUCACUGUCCUGCCAUUUGGAGAGCUUUUGCUUUUCCAGAGCGGAAUGAUCAAACUUUAGCACCGAGUGCAGACUGAAGGAGCCGCUGUUUCCAUUUCAGGACAUUCCACGGGGCUGUUUCCACUUCAGAACAAGGUUGCAGUUGUGGCCGCCAUUUUGGAUCCUACAAAAACCUGAGAAGGACGAGGGAUGAACUGAGGCCAAGAGAGUCCCCCUUGGCUGGGCUGCCUCGCUGCCAUGGCGGAAGGGGCGUCCCUGCCCAUGGCCGAGUGGCUACGAGCCCUGCAUCUGGAACAGUACAUUGAGAACUUCGAGCGGAGCGACCUCUGGUGCGUGUGGGAUUGCCAGCACUUGACCGACGAGGCCUUGACCCACCUUGGGAUCCUACUGCCAGGUCACCGCAAGCGCAUUCUCUCAGGUCUCCUGAAGGCCUUUACGGAGUCUCUGCCCGCUAUGGAGUGCCCCAAGCUGCCGCCAAGAAGGCCGAUCCCCAUGAAACGUAACGUCUUCCGCAGCCAUGUGGGGGCUGCUACUUCUGUGACUGUGGAGGUGACCUGCAGUGGCUCGGUGAAGCUGGCUGGUGAGAAAUCCGCUGCUCAGCAGGAAUCUGAGACCCUCCACCCUGUACCGCCACCCAUCCCUCCGAGAGUGGGCUGCCGACCACCAGUGAAGUUUUCCUCUCCUGCUGUCUCGGAAUUCUCCAUGCCCUCUUUACCUGAGUCACCUUCCCUUCUGGAUUUUUCUUCUCCCUCGCCGCCCCUUCCGCCCUCUGGAGGCAGGCUUAGCCCGGACACGGCAUUUCUGGAAGAGGCACGGAAACAGCUGUUGCCCCCUCUGCCUGCCAAACGGCACCAGAUGGAAAGCAAGCCGCCCUCUCUGAAGGCACCUCCUGUGCCAGUCCGGCCUCCUACGCUGCCGCCAAGGGUUGCCGUACACCAGAAGUCAACCACCAGCCGCAGCGUGAAGGACGAAUCACGAAACCUGGAGGACCCACCUACAGCCCCCCCCAUCCUCUUUCCUCGGGUGAAGUUAGAGGAACCUCACAGUGCCCCUGCUCUGCCUUCAAAGCCUGCCUUUCUCUUCCAGACAGAAAUCGAUGAUUCCGACUACGAGGAUCCCCUGUUUGAAGAGGAAAUAGGUAUUCCCUCGGAAGAAAUGACUGACAAGGGACAGGUCGAGACCACCCCCGAUGGUUCAGCUCUGCGUUCCAUUCGGUUCAACAGCUUGCUCAGCGAGGACGAGUUGAUUGAGGAUUAUUUUAAGGAGGAAUCCCCCCCUGGCAACAACCACUGGAAUGGCUGUGGGCUGAACUCCCCCUGCCCUGGCAGCGCCCUGUCUUUCGGCACCUUGAGCUUCCACAUUGACAGCAUGGAUGGAGUCGACACAUCUGGCUACCCGUCACCUGUCAUCAAAGCAGGCUGGCUGGACAAGAAUCCUCCUCAAGGGUCCUACAUCUACCAGAAGCGCUGGGUGAAGUUGGACAGCGACUACCUCCGAUACUUUGAUAGUGAAAAGGACAUUUACUCCAAACGCCUCAUCCCAGUGGCGUCAAUAAGCCGAGUGGCCGGGAUUGGGGACCAGAAAUUCGAGGUGAUUACCAACAACCGGACUUUUGCCUUCCGGGCUGAGAGUGAUUCAGAUCGAAAUGAGUGGAUCAGGGCCCUUCAGAAGAUGGUGGACGAGUGGAAAUCCAAGUGUUUGGACAGGUUGUCUGCCCUGCACCUGUCUGGGGGCUGCUUUGAAUCCGUGGACAGGUGUGGCCUUCUGGAACUGCGGGGCUUCAAGCACAAGCUGUAUGUGACAGUGGCGGGGGACAAAGUGUUCCUCUACAAGAAUGCAGAGGAGUUUCGCUUGGGGAUCGGGAUCACUUACAUCGAGAUGAAUGUGGGAAAUGUCAAGGAUGUGGACAGGAGAGGCUUCGACCUGACAACCCCAUACCGGAUCUUCAGCUUUGCUGCCGAAUCUGACCAGGAGAAGGACGAGUGGGUGGAGGCCAUGCAGAACUCCAUCGCUGAGGCUCUCUCCAACUCUGAGGUGGCCGAGCGGAUCUGGACAGUGGAGGGAAACUGCUUCUGUGCGGAUUGCGGGGCCCCGAAACCCGAGUGGGGCUCCAUUAACCUCUGCGUGGUUAUCUGCAAGCGGUGCGCAGGAGAACACCGUGGGCUGGGGCCCAGCGUCACCAAAGUGCGGAGCCUGAAGAUGGACAGAAAAGUCUGGACGGAGGAGCUGAUAGAGCUCUUCCUCCAGGUUGGCAACGCCGUAGCCAACAAGUUCUGGGCUGCCAACGUGCCCCCCAGCGAAGCCAUCCAUGCCACGAGUGGGAGUCAGGAGAGACGGCGCUUCCUUGUUGCCAAGUACAGGGAAGGCAAGUAUCGGCGGUAUCACACUCUCUUCGGGAACCAAGAGGAACUCAACAAGGCUCUGUGCGCUGCUGUGACAACCAGUGACCUGGCCGAGACGCUGUCCCUCGUGUUCUGUGGGGCCGAGGUGAGCUGCUACUCAGGGGACCCCGCCUGCCCGUCACCCUUUAACCUAGCAGAGGAGGCCGGCCAGAAGCUGCAGAUGGAGUUUCUCUUUCACAACAAGACCUCAGAGAUCCCUCGGCUGGACAUGGACACCAGCAGCCAGAAUCUCUAUUCGGUGGCCCUGCCGUCCGUCACACACAAUGGCUACCUCUUCAAGACGGCCUCCAUGGCCAAGCCAGCCCAGGAACGGAAACCCCGGGAAGAGUUCAGUCGCCGCUGGUGCCGCCUCCACGAUGGCGUCUUCAGCUACUACGAGAACGAGCAUGCCACCGUGCCCAGCGGAGAGAUCCGGAUGCAGCAGAUUGUGUGCCUGGUGAAUCACCCGCCAGACACACAUGGGGUUACAAACACUUUUGAGGUGUACGUGGAUUCUGAGCGACUCUACCUGUUUGGACUGGACAGCCUGGAGGCAAUUCGGGAGUGGACGAAGUGCCUUGUGAAGUCUUUCAUCCCUCCCACCGCGGAGGGUCUCGUGAGCAAAGAGUUCGAGCGCCUCGGGCGACUGCAGUAUAAGGGCGGCCUGAACUUGGAGCGGGCAAAGGAGGGCUGGUUUGCCUUGGUGAACUCCACCCUCUAUGCCUACCUCGAAGGGAGCGAGAAGGAGGAGGCCAUUCACCUGAGGAAGCUCCAGGAGCUCUCUAUCCAGGGCGACAACGAAGUCCUCGUGCUGGUGGAGAGGAGAAGGACAUUGUACAUCCAAGCCGAGAGGAAGCUGGACUUCUUGGCAUGGGUCAGUGCUAUCCAGAAGGCGGCAGGGUGCUCCGGUGACACUUUGUCUGAACAGCAGCUGACGGAUUCGGACGUACCUGUAAUUGUGGACCGGUGCAUUGAUUAUAUCACCCAGUGCGGACUGACCUCAGAAGGGAUCUAUCGGAAAAGUGGGCAGAACUCCAAGACCACCAGCCUCCUCGAGAUGCUCCGGAAGGACGCUCGCCGGGUCCGGCUCAAGGAAGGAGAGCAUCAUGUGGACGACGUGGCCAACACACUGAAGAGGUUCUUCCGGGAGAUCGAGGAUGGGCUCUUCACCAAGGACAGCUCCCAGGCUUGGCUCAGAGCCACAGUCCUCGAGGAUAGCAGAGAAAAGAUCAGCCAAUAUCAGACGCUCCUGACCUGCCUCCCAGCAGUCAACAGAGCCACAGUGAAGGCCUUGAUCAACCACCUGUACCGCAUCCAGUGCUUUUCCGACGUGAACCAGAUGAACACGCACAACCUGGCCAUUGUCUUCGGGCCGACACUCUUCCAGACAGAUGGCAAAGACUACAAGGCGGGACGCGUGGUGGAGGAUCUCAUCCAGCGUUACGUGGAUAUAUUCAAUGUGGACGAGGAAGAGAUGCGGCGGCAGCAAGAGGAGAUCGCAGCCAUCAUGAGAAUGAGGAUUGCGGGCUCCUCCAGUGGGGCGCAGCAAGCUGGUGACUUCAUCUGCACGGUGUACCUGGAGGAGAAGAAGACAGAAGCAGAGCAGCACAUCAAGAUUCCUGCAGCCAUGACAGCAGAAGAACUGACAUUUGAAAUCUUGGACCGAAGGAAAAUUGUCACCAAGGACAAAGAUUACUGGAGUUGCUUUGAAGUCAACGAGCGGGACGAAGUAGAACGGCCUUUACACUACAGCGAGAAAGUCCUUCCCAUUGUGCACAGCUUGGGGAGGGACAGCUUCUUGGUGGUGAAGAGGCAGAUAUCCAUGGAGCACAUGUUGGUGUACACAGCCAGUAGGGUGGGAGAUAGCAAGCACGGCAUGAUGAAAUUCCGGGAAGAGAAGAACUUGCUGGGCCUGGGGCUGAGCACGGGCUUCCAUGACCGCUAUUUCAUCCUGAACAACGAGUGCCUGCGGCUCUACAAGGAGGUGCGGGUAUGUGGACGGAGAUCCCAAGCUGAGCCCCUUCUGCCUUGGACGUCUCCCCAGAGCCACAAGCCAGAGAAAGAAUGGCCAGUGAAGAAUAUGAAAGUCUACUUGGGAAUAAAAAAGAAAGCACGUCCGUCAACCUGCUGGGGCUUCACGGUGUUCUUCGAGAAUGACAAGCAGGAGAGGCAGCAAUGGUAUCUGUGCUGCGACACACAGCAAGAACAACGGGAGUGGUUUGCAACCUUCCUGUCUGUGCAGCAUGGUUCCAAUAACCUGUGGCCAUCGGAGUCCUCGAAAGUGCGAGCAUCCCGGAUCCAGCAGGAUUCCCGGCUGGGAAACAUCUCACUGAUACCUUUGCGGGGCAACGAGAAUGAGAUGAGGAACAGCGUGGCGGCCUUCACGACGGACCCUCUGACGCUGCUGCGGGAUCUAUGAAGCUGGAAGCCCGAAGUGUCAGGUUUGUUGGCGAGCAGAAUUCCAGACAAUCUCUUGGUGUUUUCCUGGCUGGACCAGCAAGGAGGGGAGGGGAAAACGGGGACCAACGGCUGUGCCCUUCAGACUUCUUGCUCUCCAAAAGGCCAAGCUGACUCUAAGAGGAACAAUUAAGGAAAUGGGUAGAAAGCACCAGUGGCCUUUCUAGGGAGGCUGGACCACCUUCUGAAUCAAGCAGUCACCGCUCUUGUGGAAGGGAGCAGCAGGAGGCAAAACCGAGUCCUGGAGUGGAGACCCCUCACCCGUCGGCAUGUGCCAAUUGGACCACCGAUCUGACAUUUCCAGCCUCCUGUGUGGCGCAUCGCCACCUUCGUCUCCCUCUGAGGGAUGGAAGCUGUAAAGCAUGCCCACUUGCUGAGAGGGUGAUGUGGACUGUGCAUGGUUGCUGGAGGUGCGCUGGAUUUUACCCGCCUUUGUUUGGAACUGAAACUUGGGCCAAGAAGACAUGAUAAUUUGAACGAUGUGCGAGGAACCAAAACCGCGUGCCGGCAAAGAGCCCUCGUUUAGCUUCCGGAGAGGACUGAGGAAAGAGAAGGAAAAGAUUUGUGGUGCCUGUCCUCUGCCUGGCUUGUUAGGAAUCCUCUUCUCUGGUGUCCGCUCAGGUGCAGAUGCUCGAGCAUCGGUCUUCCUUCCUCAUGUGCUUGACAAAGACACGGCCCCUUCCAUGGGACGUUGCGCAGAGAAGGAAGGAAAAGGCUUUGUCUAAGGUUCUGAACAAAAGACGAAAGAAAGGAGUUGGCGGUUUGAGCACUUCAUACCAGCCCAAUGUGGAGGGGGCAGGACACAUGUUUUUUGGGGGGGGGGUGCUUCCUUCUGCCUUCUUCUUCUGCGGUACAGGAAAUACAAAGUAUGAGACCUCUGCUGGCGAGCUGGGGGAAAGGGCAGGCACCAUCCUUCUUAGCCAACAUAAAGAUGUCUUUUUGUGUGUCUUUUUUUGUAAUAUUAAAGAUCUCUGGGGGGUCCAUUGAA